CCAGAUAUGAAGUCGAAAUUGUUGGUGAAACCACUUGUUCUACUAAUAGUCACCUUUGGUGUCACCAUUUUCUUUGUGCGAAACCCAUCAUCUCCACUACCCGAUUCUAUGGCGAGAAGCUUUGUGCUAUGGCUUCAUGGGUUGGGUGAUUCAGGACCUGCCAAUGAACCGAUUAAGACCCUUUUCACAUCUCCCGAGUUCAGAAACACUGUUUGGUCUUUUCCCUCUGCUCCUUCUAAACCCGUCACUUGUAACCAUGGUGCUGUGAUGCCUUCAUGGUUUGACAUACAUGAGAUACCUGUGACAGCUGAUUCUCCAAAAGAUGAGAAUGGUGUGCCCAAAGCAGUUCAGAAUGUGCAUGCCAUGAUAGACAAAGAGAUAGCUGCUGGCACAAGUCCUAAUAACGUUUUUGUAUGUGGAUUUAGUCAAGGAGGUGCGUUGACUUUGGCCAGUGUUUUGCUAUACCCAAAAACUCUAGGAGGAGGUGCAGUGUUUAGUGGAUGGGUUCCAUUUAAUUCUUCUAUAGUAGAACAGAUUACACCAGAUGCAAAAAAGACACCUAUCCUGUGGUCUCAUGGUAUUGCUGACAGAACAGUAUUAUUUGAAGCUGGACAAGCGGGUCCACCUUUCCUUGAACAAGCUGGCGUGAGCUGUGAGUUCAAGGCUUACCCAGGGCUGGGCCAUUCUAUAAUUCUCGAGGAGUUGAGUUGCUUGGGAUCAUGGAUCAAAUCUCGUCUCCAGAGCUCUUCCUGAAGUUUUGGCAAUAUUGGAAUUUCAAUCUGAUAAUUAUCCCAGGUUCUCACCAUUCCAAUUAUCGUUUGAUAUGUCUGAAACUGCUAGGCUUAAAUACGAAAUUGCUGUAUUUGAUUGCUAGACGACUUCAUGGAAUAUUUAAGAUGUUAUGUAGAGAGUAACUUGAGCUAUCAUUUGUGUAUUGGUUUUAUUUCUUCUUCUUCUUCUUCUU
Ilex paraguariensis (yerba mate) is the source of this 964-nucleotide messenger RNA. The record is from the annotation of a GenBank genome assembly. NCBI's taxonomy places the organism in Eukaryota, Viridiplantae, Streptophyta, Magnoliopsida, Aquifoliales, Aquifoliaceae.